UCUGUGAGGAAUGACAACUCCUCUCGCUUUGGUAAAUUCAUUAGAAUCCACUUUGGCACUACAGGAAAACUGGCUUCUGCUGAUAUUGAAACAUAUCUGUUAGAGAAGUCUAGAGUUACUUUCCAGCUUAAGGCUGAAAGGAGCUAUCAUAUUUUCUAUCAGAUCACAUCAAACAGGAAACCAGAACUAAUUGAAAUGCUUCUGAUCACCACCAACCCAUAUGAUUACCCAUACGUCAGUCAAGGGGAGAUCAGUGUGGCCAGCAUUGAUGAUCAGGAAGAAUUGAUAGCCACAGAUAGUGCUAUUGACAUUUUGGGCUUUACUAAUGAUGAAAAGGUCUCCAUUUACAAGCUCACGGGGGCUGUAAUGCAUUAUGGGAAUCUGAAAUUCAAGCAAAAGCAGCGUGAGGAGCAGGCAGAGCCAGAUGGCACUGAAGUUGCUGACAAGGCAGCCUAUCUCCAGGGUCUGAACUCUGCUGACCUGCUCAAAGCCCUCUGCUACCCCAGGGUCAAGGUCGGCAAUGAGUUCGUCACCAAAGGCCAGACUGUAGAGCAGGUGACCAAUGCGGUGGGUGCCCUGGCCAAAGCCGUCUACGAUAAGAUGUUCCUCUGGAUGGUCGCCCGCAUCAACCAGCAGCUGGACACCAAGCAGCCCAGGCAGUACUUCAUCGGGGUCUUGGACAUCGCUGGCUUUGAGAUCUUUGAUUUCAACAGCCUGGAGCAGCUGUGCAUCAACUUCACCAACGAGAAACUGCAACAGUUUUUCAACCACCACAUGUUCGUGCUGGAGCAGGAGGAGUACAAGAAGGAGGGCAUCGAGUGGACGUUCAUCGACUUUGGCAUGGACCUGGCUGCCUGCAUUGAGCUCAUCGAGAAGCCUAUGGGCAUCUUCUCCAUCCUGGAAGAGGAGUGCAUGUUCCCCAAGGCCACAGACACCUCCUUCAAGAACAAGCUGUAUGAACAGCAUCUUGGAAAGUCCAGCAAUUUCCAGAAGCCCAAGGUUGUCAAGGGCAAAGCUGAGGCCCACUUCUCCCUGAUUCACUACGCCGGUGUUGUGGACUACAACAUUACUGGCUGGCUUGACAAGAACAAGGACCCCCUGAAUGAGACUGUGGUCGGGCUGUACCAGAAGUCUUCAGUGAAGACUCUGGCUUUGCUCUUCUCUGGGGCUCAAACUGCUGAUGCAGAGGCAGGUGGAGGUGUCAAGAAAGGUGGUAAGAAGAAGGGUUCUUCUUUCCAGACCGUGUCUGCCCUUUUCAGGGAGAAUCUGAACAAGCUGAUGACCAACCUGAGGAGUACCCAUCCUCAUUUUGUGCGGUGUAUCAUCCCCAAUGAAACAAAAACUCCUGGGGCCAUGGAGCAUGAACUUGUCCUGCACCAGCUGAGGUGCAAUGGUGUGCUGGAAGGCAUCCGCAUCUGCAGGAAGGGAUUCCCAAGCAGGAUCCUUUACGCAGACUUCAAACAGAGAUACAAGGUAUUAAAUGCAAGUGCUAUCCCUGAAGGACAAUUCAUCGAUAGCAAGAAGGCUUCUGAGAAGCUCCUUGCAUCCAUCGACAUUGACCACACCCAGUACAAAUUCGGUCACACCAAGGUCUUCUUCAAAGCUGGUCUCCUGGGGCUCCUAGAGGAGAUGCGAGAUGACAAGCUGGCCCAGAUAAUUACCCGAACCCAGGCCAGGUGCAGAGGGUUCUUGGCAAGAGUAGAGUACCAGAAGAUGGUGGAGAGAAGGGAGUCCAUCUUCUGUAUCCAGUACAACAUCCGAGCCUUCAUGAACGUCAAGCACUGGCCCUGGAUGAAACUGUUCUUCAGGAUCAAGCCGCUCCUCAAGAGUGCGGAGACUGAGAAGGAGAUGGCCACCAUGAAGGAGGAGUUUCAGAAAACCAAAGACGAACUCGCCAAGUCAGAGGCAAAAAGGAAGGAACUGGAAGAAAAGAUGGUCUCACUGUUGAAAGAAAAAAACGACUUGCAGCUCCAAGUUCAGUCUGAAGCUGAAGGCUUGGCUGAUGCAGAGGAAAGAUGUGACCAGCUGAUUAAAACCAAAAUCCAGCUGGAGGCCAAAAUCAAGGAGGUGACUGAGAGAGCAGAGGAUGAGGAAGAAAUCAACGCUGAGCUGACGGCCAAGAAGAGGAAACUGGAGGAC
Equus quagga is the source of this 2139-nucleotide messenger RNA. Its product is annotated as myosin-2-like. The annotation marks the transcript as partial. Gene Ontology annotation, cellular component: myosin complex. Gene Ontology annotation, molecular function: ATP binding; cytoskeletal motor activity; protein binding. The record is from RefSeq and is a predicted model, not a curated record. The transcript is spliced from 16 exons. NCBI's taxonomy places the organism in Eukaryota, Metazoa, Chordata, Mammalia, Perissodactyla, Equidae.